AUGAGAAAGAGUGUUUCAAAACGUAAAACUCGUUUGCCUCAACAAAAACAACAGCAAACAACAAAAAAAUGUUUGAAAUCAACAAAUGAAAAUGUCGAUUGUCAGUACGAUAUUUGUAACGAUCAACAACAACAGUAUCCACUUCAUUAUUAUCACGGCGUCGAUGAUCCUUCUAAUACGGGCAAUAGUCGACAUUGUGGUAAUGAUACUGGACGUACAAAAUUACUACUUGCACGUCACGCACAAUUAGUUAAUACAAUUAUCGGGCAUCAAAAUGAAUCAUCAUCGUGUAAUCAUCAUUAUAUGCCGAGUACACCUCGUAUUCAACCUCCACCACCUUUACCGCCACCACCACCAUUACCACCAAAAACUGAUUUAUUUAAUAGUAGUGCAUCGGUAGCUGUUAGUAAUCGUAAUUAUUAUGGGACAUUAGCGACAUGUAGUCCACGUCGAGAAUGUUGUAUUCAAUAUCCAACUACAAACUCAUCAUCAUCAAACAAUGAUAAAAAUAUGAAUAGUUGGUCAACAUCAUCGAAACAACGAACGAGAAUUAAAACAAAUCCAUGGAUUAAUAGUCCAAAAUGGUUUCGAGAAACACCAUCGACAUGUUUGUGUCCAACAACUGUCGAUUAUUGUCUUUAUGAUCCUUUAUCAAGUAUUAAUAAUUUAACACACUCAGAAUCGUAUCCAAAAACCAUUCUUGAACAAAUACAACAAACAAAUAAACAACAACAAGACACUCCGCCAAUAAUCACAGUAAAUCCUAAAGUAACAACUGUCUUACAUCAAAGUGAUAGUGGUCAUGGAUUUUCAUUAAGUUCGAUUGGUGAAAUUAGUUCAUCAUCUUCAUCUUCGUCACCAAGUUCAAAUGUCGUAGAUAAUUCAAUAUCAUCUUUAACAUCGUCAUCGAGUGGUGAAAAAAAAAUUGUCACACCUAAUAUUCGUAUACAACGUAAAACAAAUUUGAAUAAGUUAGAAUCAGCAGCAAUUAUUGUUAAAAAUCAACCAGAUAGAAACGAGGUGAGAAUUAAAACGGCUGUAACACCACCAACAAGUCGAAUUAUCAAUGAACGAAAAAAAAUUACAUCAAAAGAGAAAGGAUUUGUUCGAUCUUCCUUUGAUCAAACGCCAACUACUCGUCCACAACAUCGAGCAUCAAGUAUGUUUCCUACGGUAUCGAUCAGCGAUCCUAUCAUUCGUUCACGUUCAUCUUCCAGUCACUCUGUUCAUGAUCAUUUUUCAUUACAAUUUGAAGAAAUUGUUGAACAAUGUUCAUCAACUAAUAAUAAUAAUAAUAAUACUAAUAAUAAUAAUAAUAAACGUUUAUCACAGCAACGAAAUAUCGUUCAAACUCCACCAAUACCCGGUCCAUUUAUUUUACCAUUAAGUCUUGAUAAUGAAUCUGUUCUUUCUCCAUUAUCAACAACUUUAACAAAAUCGACUAAUUCACGUGCCAUUUUAAAACAUAUUCAAGAUAUUGAAAAUGAAAUACGUUUAAUGAAAAAUAUAGAUAAACCAGAACUAGAACAAGAAGAAGAAUCACCAUAUUCCAUUUUAGAUCUUAAUAAUAAUGAUGAUCGACGAAAUACAAUUUAUGAACAAGUGGAUUUAUGGGUAGAAAAAUGUUUACAAACACAAGAAAUAGAUACUAAUAUUUCUCACAAUGAUUCUACACGAUUAUCUGAUACAAUUAAAGAUUUUGUUUUAUUCGUAUGUUCUGAUAAUGAAGAUGAAAAUAAAAAUACAAAAAAAGUUUCAACAUCACAAAUAGAAUCAAAUUCUAAAUUAAUGACAGCAUUUUAUUUAAGUUCAACACCAAAAGAAACAAUAUUAUCUGUUGAUAAUGAACAAAUUGAAAAUGAAAAAGAAUAUGUAUUACUAAAAAAAGAUUCAGGAAAAUUACCAAAACGAACAAUAUCAAUGAUUGAACAUGAUUCACCAUUACAAACACGUACUCCUAAGCAGACAAUAAUACAACAACGACUACGACAGAAACCGAACAGUUCGUUAGUAACUGAUACAAGGUGUAAAUCUAUGCAUGAAUGUCCAUUUUAA
This is a messenger RNA of Didymodactylos carnosus, 2055 nucleotides long. Lineage: Eukaryota; Metazoa; Rotifera; Eurotatoria; Philodinida; Philodinidae. The record is from the annotation of a GenBank genome assembly.